This is a messenger RNA of Dictyostelium discoideum AX4, 852 nucleotides long. RefSeq lists its product as hypothetical. The coding region runs from base 1 to 852 and encodes 283 amino acids. Gene Ontology annotation, biological process: cytokinin biosynthetic process. Gene Ontology annotation, molecular function: AMP dimethylallyltransferase activity. The record is from RefSeq and is a predicted model, not a curated record. Lineage: Eukaryota; Evosea; Eumycetozoa; Dictyosteliales; Dictyosteliaceae. The transcript has a single exon.
AUGAAGAUUUUAUUAAUUAUCGGUUCUACUGGAGUUGGCAAAACAGACUUGUCAAUAAAUUAUUCAAAAAAAUAUAAUGCCCCUGUUGUAGUUUUAGAUAGAAUUCAAUGUUUUCCAGAAUUAAGUAUUACAUCUGGUAGACCCGAUGAAAGCGAAUAUUUUGGUAGUAAAAGGAUUUACUUAACCGAUUUAUUGGUAGAACCAGGGAAUGAAAAUAUAAAAAAAACUUUUUAUGUUAAUAAAUUAAUAAACAUUUUAAAUGAAAUAAAGAAUAAUUAUGACACCCAAAAUUUACCAAAUGAAAAGGGUUAUGGCUGUAUAUUUGAAGGAGGCUCAAUAAGUUUGUUAAAAGAGCUACUCACAAAAAUUAAUAAACUUCCCUAUAAAAUCACCUGUGUAAUAUAUAUUAGACCCAGCGAUUCCAUUGAUAAUCAUAAAUUAUAUAAAGCUAAAAUUUUUAAAAGAGUCUCUCAAAUGUUAUUCCCAACAGAAGAAGGAAAUGACUCUCAAAUUUUAGAAGUUAAAAGAAUUUUAAAUAAAGGUAAAACUGUUAAUGCUCAAGGAGAAAUUAAUUUAGAAUAUUAUGAAAAAAUUAAACAAGUUUUAAUAUCUUUAGUUGGUUUGGUUGGUAUUGAAGAUGUUAUUCACUUUUUAGAUAAGCAAUAUGAUCAGAAAAAUAUAACAUCAAAGUUGGAUCCAAAUUAUUUAAAUGAAAUUCAAUCACAAUUGAUUGAAACUAUAACAUUGGCUCACUAUAAUUAUGCACUAUCACAAAUUGAAUUAAUCGAUAGCUUGAUUAAACAAUUACCAAAAUCAAUUGAAUAUUGUUUAAAAAAUAUUGAAAUUAAUUAA